AUGAUAUUCAUAGACCAAAUGCAGCAAUGCAUCGACGAGCAUCGAGAAGAACUAGACGUCCAAUUGGAUCCGAUCAAAUCAGAUUGUGAUGACUUUGAAGAAAAAUUCUAUGAAUCUACCCAAAAUAGAGAAGAAGAAGAUCGUGCGAUACAAUCGAUUGACCAAUGGGAAGACAAUUCAAUCAGACUUAUUCAAGAAUGUGCAAAUUAUUGCAGACAGAGUUUAAACCGAUACCGAGAAGAAGGUUUCAAUGAAAUAAAGUCGAAUUUCACUGAAAUAACUUUUCAAUUGAAGUCGUUUCGAGAAACUCGGAAUUUUCACGAACAACAUCUACGAAAACUAAGAGAACAGCUGGAAAUAUUACGAAAACAACUUCGAACUCCAUCGGUUCCUACCAUUCAGCGGCAUUCACGAUUAUUCGUUGACCAUAUAUCACUUACUCUACCAUACGAACGAUUAUUCUCAACAAAAGCAAUUCCACUCAGUGCAAAAUGGGAACAAAAUGGUUUAAUCAUUGCUGGAGGAAAUGGAAAUGGAAAACAAUUGAAUCAACUUAAUCGUCCUUUUGAUGUUUACUUCAAUCCCAGCGAUCAAACGAUGUAUAUCUCUGAUACAUUAAAUGAUCGUAUUGUUCGAUGGAAAUACGGUGAAAGUACUGGGUAUAUCAUUGCUGGUGGGAAUGAGAAUGAAGACGAAUUCGAUUCAUUAAUAUGUGCAGCGUCAGUUGCUGCUCAGGAAAAUAGAAGUAGAGUGAAUUUAUUAGUGUCCCCAUCGUCAGUCAUUGUUGACGAACGAAAUGAUUCACUGAUUAUUUGUGAUCGAGGACAUAGUCGAAUCGUACAAUGGGAUCGUCAGAAUAGUUUAAUGAAAACGAUUGUAUCAAAUAUAAGUGGUAUAGGCUUAACCAUGGAUAUUCAUGGAAAUCUAUACGCAUCAGAUACAGUUAAUCAUGAAGUGAAGCGAUGGAAACGAGGCGAUGCGGAUGGAGUGGUUGUGGCUGGUGGCCAUGGAAUGGGUUGUGCUUUGAAUCAACUUAAUUAUCCUAGUUAUAUAUUUGUUGAUGAAGACUUGUCUGUAUAUGUCUCCGAUUCGAAUAAUGAUCGUGUAAUGAAAUGGGAGAAAGAUGCAACUGAAGGAAUGAUUGUUGCCGGUGGGAAUGGACGAGGAAAUACCGAGAAGCAACUGAACAGGCCGCACGGUAUUGUAGUUGAUCGUUUACGUAAUGUUUAUGUAGCUGAUCGAGACAAUUAUCGAGUUGUAUGUUGGCCAAACGGAUCGCAAAAGGGUCAUGUUAUUGUCGGAGGAAAUGGGAAAGGCAAUCGAGCAGAUCAAUUAGAUCAAAUUCACGGUUUAGCAUUCGAUCAACAGAAAAAUCUCUGGGUUACUGAUUGCGGUAAUCAUCGAAUACAAGUAUUUAAAUUUCUGGGUCCAGAGGAUAAAAUUCAAUUAGAUUCAGAACUGUUUGAUACGUUCAAUCUACAUACAAGCGAUUAUUCCUCGAACUUUGUCGGUGGCGGGGGCCUCAGUUUGGGAUUCUUUAAAAUUGGUGGUUCAUAUUCGCAAGAAUACAAACAAGUCAAGAUGCGUCAGGGAAAGGAAAAAACAGUGACUCUUCGAAACGAAUUCAAUCAUAUAUUAGUGGAUGUUAUCCUUGANCUUAUGGCGAUUGGAAUUCGAGACAUAAUGAUUAUAAUCAAAGAAGAAGAUUAUGAAUUAUAUCGAAACUUAUUAAAAGAUGGAAAUCAAUUUGGUUGUCGUUUGAAGUAUCAGAUUCAAAAUGAACCAAAUGGAAUUGCACAAGCAUUCGUUCUCGUAGAAGACUUUUUAGGCAAUGAAAAUGUUGCAUUGAUUCUCGGUGAUAAUUUAUUUUAUCACGAAGAUCUUUUGCAUCAAUUACGAACGUUAACGAAUGUCGAUGGAGCGCAGAUUUUUGCUUAUGAAGUGUCCGAUCCACAUCGUUAUGGAAUUGUUGAACUUAAUGACGAUCAUCGACCGGUUUCAAUCGAAGAAAAACCGUCGAAACCGAAAUCGAAUUAUGCGAUUACAGGUUUGUAUUUUUAUGAUAACGAUGUUGUUCAAAUCGCGAAAAGUCUGCGACCUUCACAUCGAGGUGAAUAUGAAAUCACUGAUGUCAAUCGGGUUUAUUUGGAGAAGAAUAAACUUCGCGUUCAUUUGUUAAAUAAAGACACGGUUUGGUUUGAUAUGGGAACAUUUCAAUCGUUGAAUGAUGCGUCGAAUUGCAUUCGUUCAAUUGAAAAUCAAAGAUGCAUCCCGAUCGGCUCGAUUGAAUUAGUUGCUUUUAUGAUGAAGUAUAUCGAUAGGGAACAAUUUAUUAGAUUAUGUGAAUCUUUGACUAACAGUGAAUAUGGUUCGGAACUGAGACAAGUUCUGAAUAAAUAA
Molecule: messenger RNA, 2400 nt
Organism: Adineta ricciae
Lineage: Eukaryota; Metazoa; Rotifera; Eurotatoria; Adinetida; Adinetidae
Source: the annotation of a GenBank genome assembly